CGAUCACACGCCAUGUGUCCUAUCUUGGCCUACUUCCCUCUGCUCCGUCUCCCUCUCCCUCGAUCUCUCUUUCUGAGGAAGCCGAGGACGGCGGCUCGGACUCUCCGCCAUCUCCCUCCCUUUUUUGCUCCCUCUCUGCCACCCCGUCACCCCCGCCAUCGCCAUGAGUUUCGCCAUCAAACGAGCUUUCAGUGAUCAGUUGCUGAUGCCACGGGGAGAGAUCUCAGCCAUCCGCCAAGUACAUCAUCCGCGGAUCAGCCCCAACUUCAUGCGCCUUGCGCAGUUCUUCUGCACUGCGGGUGUAUACGGCGCGGCAGAGUUCCGAUUCACGAGCAAUCCCCAGGUAGUGGUGCUGGCCGAGGCAACGGCGUUCCAACGGCGAGCGGCCCCAGGAAUCAGCCACGUGUCUACCGUGGUAGUCUUCAGCGGCGACAUCACCGCCUUCGAUCCGGCGCGACAAGCCGCCAUCAAAAGCACAUUGUAUCGGUGGGGUCGCGAUCUGGCCACAAAUUGGGAUCGACGGCUCACAAGGCACGGUGACGAGUGCUAUCCUAUCGACGGCAUCAAAUGGGCGGCGCUGAGAGCAGAAGAGGAGGUCGAAGAGGAAUCGGAAGGAGAAUUGAGGAGAGAGGUCGGGGAAGCAGCGGUCCGAUCGGCCGAGGACGAGGAAGAAGAGCGUGAAGCAGAAGAAGAGUCGGCGGAAGCUGAAGAAGAUGAAGAAGAAGAAGCAAAGGAGGAGACUUCGGAGGAAGAGGAAGAGGCCUAUAGCGAGUACAGCAAGGGCGAACAAAGUGAGGAGGAGGACGAAGACGACGAAGAAGUGGAAAGCAGGGACGACCAGGAGCCAACGCACGACGAGCUCGAGUGGGUGCCAGGACCGGAUCGGCGAGAGGAGAACCCGGAGGCUGCUGCGCAGCGCAAGAAAGAGAUCGCGGAAGGAAAGAGGCUGGCGAUCGAUCCCGCACCGAACGAUCUUUUCAAGGAUCUCGAUCCGCCCAAGCCGGAACAUGGAGACCUUGCUGCUACAACCUCGGGAGACGCGACGACAAGGCGCCGAUCUCAAUCCCGAUCCACGUGCCCCUCCGCCUCCGCCCGUCCCCCAAUUCGUCAACUUGUCAAUGAGGGGCUUAGCCCUUCGUCCCCGAUCCAUAUACCACCAUCCCAUUAGCUAUCUCUCUUUCAAUCAGUAUUUCCAUCGCGUCGUCUACCUCCGUAAUCCUUUCCCCAUCGCCACCUUCUGACAUUUCUACUUCGCCCGCCUAGAACAAACUGUCCACCCCCAC
Messenger RNA from Chara braunii, 1283 nucleotides. NCBI's taxonomy places the organism in Eukaryota, Viridiplantae, Streptophyta, Charophyceae, Charales, Characeae. The record is from the annotation of a GenBank genome assembly.